This is a messenger RNA of Brienomyrus brachyistius, 4295 nucleotides long. RefSeq names its product kinesin family member 28 (gene kif28). Gene Ontology annotation, biological process: cytoskeleton-dependent intracellular transport; microtubule-based movement. Gene Ontology annotation, molecular function: microtubule binding; microtubule motor activity; ATP binding. The coding region runs from base 190 to 3483 and encodes 1097 amino acids. Gene Ontology annotation, cellular component: microtubule; kinesin complex. The transcript has 24 exons. The record is from RefSeq and is a predicted model, not a curated record. Lineage: Eukaryota; Metazoa; Chordata; Actinopteri; Osteoglossiformes; Mormyridae.
UGAAUGUCUUCUCUUUAUUAGUUGAAAUAGGGGAAGCAGUGAGGCACCUAGCAAGUUAUUCGUCAUCCUAUAUACGUUUGGUCCUAUUACCCAAAGCUAACAGCCAGAUACGUGUUGCUCAUGCGAUACGACGGUGAGGCCCCCCACGAUCACGCGUCAUUAUUAAUGUAUAGUGGUUCACCAUGAAAGAUGACACCUCUCCAUCUCGUGUUACGUGCGCUUUACCGAUGGUGUCGGAGAACUUUCCCUUGUCCAGUUGGCAGCAGCAAAAUGAGAGGGCGGGGAGCUGAAAUGUCCAGGAAGGACUGCGUGAAAGUGGCUGUUCGAGUCCGGCCCUUCAACAAGAGAGAGCGGGAUGCAGGCAGCCGCUGUGUCAUUUCCAUGGGUCCCAACGCCACCAGCAUCCUCGAUCCACGCACACAGCAGGCGCGCACUUUCACCUUCGACUACGCCUACUGGUCUCACAGCGGCUUUGUCCGGAACAAAGAUGGCCUCUUCGUCCCAGAGGAACCAGGGAGCCGCUAUGCAGACCAGAACAGCGUGUUCCAGGACCUGGGACAAGGCAUCCUGGAGAAUGCCCUGCAGGGCUAUAAUGCUACUCUUUUAGCAUACGGCCAGACGGGUUCUGGGAAGAGCUACUCUAUGAUCGGUUAUGGCCCCAACAAGGGUCUGGUGCCAUCCCUCUGUGAGAGGCUGUUCCAGGCCAUCAAGGUGAACCAGGAGAGUCGGCGGUGCCAGCUGUUUUUCAGCAUGCUGGAAAUCUACAACGAACAGGUGAUUGACCUGCUCUCGAGGGGCCCGCGCUUGUGUGGGGGCCUGAAAGUGAGGGAGGACCAGCAGCGUGGUUUUUACGUGGAGGGUUUGCGGAGGGUGCCUUGCGAAAGCGCCACCCAGGUGGCGCAGCUGAUGGAGCAGGGCACGCGCACGCGCACCACCGCCUCCACCCACAUGAACGCCAGCAGCAGCCGCUCCCACAUGCUCAUCAUUUUGCAGCUCAAGCAGAUUUUCUCCAAGGAGAACACCACCAAGGAGUCAAACAUGAACCUCGUUGACCUGGCAGGGAGUGAGAGACAGAGGACCUUGACAUCCGAAGCCGACCGGCUGAAAGAGGGAGCAGCCAUCAACCUUAGCCUGACCACCCUGGGCAAUGUCAUCAGGUCACAAAGGAUUAGGGCCAUUUACUUGACAAAAAACCUCGGAGGGAAUCUUACAACGCUACAUAAAUCACACAGCACCCACAGUUCUCUGGCGGAGGUGGCGAUGGGAAAGCGGGCGGUAUACGUCCCGUACAGGGACUCGGUACUCACCAAGCUGCUGCAGUCUGCGUUGGGGGGCAACAGCCGCACCAUCAUGAUGGCAACCUUGAGCCCAGCGGAUACAUGCUAUGAAGAAUCUCUCUCCACAUUACGCUAUGCAGAAAGGGCAAAGCGGAUUCAGAACAGGGCCGUGGUGAACGAGAGCCCCACUGAGCGUCUCCUGAAGGAGCUGAAGGCUGAGAAUGCCAAGCUGCAUCUGCGCCUGGCCCGUCUGGGGCACGAGGGCCGCCAGGCAGACGAUCAGACAAAGGAGCUACGUAAGUUACUGACUCACAAUGAGCUGCAGAUCCGUGCCAUUCAGACCCUGUGGGAACAGCACUUGCAGGAAGCACUCAGGGACUGGGAGCAGCAAUAUGCUACUAUUACUCAGGAGAGGAGGAUGAUUCAGAUGUACCCCUACAUCCUUAACAUCAAUGAAGACCCUCAGCUCUCUGGAGUGAUCAAGCUUUUUAUCCAGGAAGGUGAAUGGGACAUAGGACUGUCAGACUCGACACCCCGUGCCAUCACUAUUAAAGGACUUGGCAUUCAGGCCAAACAUGCGGUAUUUACCAACGUAGAGCGCAGGGUGUCCAUCACCCCGGUGGGACAGGCCAAGGUCAUUGUCAACGGAGCGUCUGUCCCCUGCAAAACACAGCUGCAGCACUUGGACAGGCUCAUCCUUGGUUCCAACAGCACAUACCUUUUCAUUGGCUUUCCCUCGGAGCGGGACGGAAAUGAUUGGAGUCGCUAUGACUACGACUAUUUUCAGUCUGAGCUGGCUGCUGCGGAGGGCAUCCACAUUCACUCGCUAUGUGAGGAGAAGAGCUUGGGAAGCCCCAGUGGGGGGCACGGCCAGCCAGACCCCAGCUUGCUGGCGGUAUUCUAUGACUACAUCAAGCUAAUGCCCAUGGUGGCAGAGGCCAAUCAAAUGAGUCAGGAACUCAACAAGGGAGUUGUUUUCAAGCUUGAGAUCAAGAACCUCGCCAUGUCUGAUUCCAAGGGUCAUGACCUUGAAAAAGAGAUUGCUGUUAGGGUUAUGUUGGUGGAAAACAAGCAAGUGUGGAUGUGGUCCAAAGCCAAGUUUAUCAAUCGUAAGUUUUUAAUGGAGGAGGUGUACCAGCAGCAGGUGGUGCAGGGGGAGUGGUGUGACGGAUCAGCCCCCCCCAGGGAUGAAGACCCCUUCUGGGACCCGCUGGAGCCGCUCCACCUGGGCAGCGCUCACCUCUGGCUGCAGUCGCUGGCCUUCCGAUUACAAUUAGAAGAGCAGGUGGAGAUGCUGGGGCCCGAGGGAACUGAAGAGGCCGUGCUGCAGUUACAGAUGGUCCCCUGCAGCCCAGCAGGAUUGCCUCUUGGUGAAGACGGCAUCCUUAUCGACCCUAGCGAGCUGCUGGGGAGGAGACUGGACUUCCAGUUGGUGUUGGAGCAGUGCGCCGGCAUACGCUGGCUGAGAGAGGCCAAGGACCGCGGCGUGCAGAUUGCGUUCAGGGUGUACAAUAUCCCCCAGCCCUUCUACACAGCACCAGUAUGGCACAAUGUGAACCCCCUGCUGGACUACAGGCUGCAGUUCACCGUGAUCAAUACUUGCCAAGACUUCCUCAGCUAUCUGCAGACCAGUGCCCUGGUGCUGGAGCUUUGGGGGCUGCAGGAAGGGUGCAAGGAAAUGACCUCGUCACAGGAGGGCCUUAGACUGACAGCAGAAGGCAGCGUCGUCAUUGAUGAGGCCAGCGCACUCAACACUAUGCUGCUAGAGGAGAGCCUCCCCUCGGACUUGAGCUCUUCCCAGCAAGCGAUGCACCAGGACUUGGAGAAGCUGAGGAACCUUAACGCUGCCCUGAGGAAGGAGAACAGUGCACUGCGGGAUCAGCUGAGUGGCACACGGGAGAACAUGGACCUCAGUAACAAGGCGGACAGGCGGGGGAGCCUGAGACCUAGUUGUGAUGCAGAACUCGCCCGGGCCCUUAAGGUCUUCUACCAUGACAUGAAUGCUGUUAGGAGCCAGCUUCAGAAGGUGCGCAGACACAAGCCCAAGGAGGAUGUGGACCUCUCCAGCCUGACCCUCUUUGUGGAAGAGCAGGGUCUCCUCCUGAAGGACUUCGCGGAGCAGCUGGAACAGAGCAUCACUGCACUCAAGCAGGACGUGGCUGCUAUCAUUCGGAAGAAGAGGGAGAAAUCUGGCAUUUGGUCCUGAAACCGGUUAUUCCUUAAAGUGUAGAGUUUUCCAGAAUUUUCAAUCACUGUUUUCACAGAUCUCACAAACGAUCUUAAGCACCCUUAUCAAAUCUCAUUGGUCUCACUCAUCCUCUUAUCCAGGGGCCUGUAUCACGAAGCAGGAUUUUAGGUGCCCCAGUUUAAAUUGACCUUACCUUUGUCCACUUACAUUUAGCCCAGACUACCUUAAAUCCAACAAGUUAUCCGACUAAGCCAGAAAUCUGGCUUCAUGAUAUGGGCAUCGGCGGAGUUUCCCUGUCUUUGUAACACAGAGAAAACAUGCAGACUCCAUACAGAGGAAAAGUGGGAACCAAACCUCUGACCUUGCAGAUGGACGCCAACAGCGCUAACCACUCUGCUACAAUGCCAUUUCAUAACAGGUUCUCUAAUUUUGUAUUCAACUUACAAUUGCACUGAUUUUAUGAAAAAGUAUAGGACCUGCUGAAUAUUACUGUUCAAUUAACGGCAUAUCCAAUAUCAUAGGUUAUACAAUCUUUAUUUAGUUGGAAAAUAACUCACGAAACAGGUGCAAUACUGCAAACAAACCCAGAGAGAUCAGCGAUCAGGACAGAACAGUCUGCUGAUCACAUCACAAAGAGAAGUAAAGCUUGACCGCUCAUCGCAUUUAGACAUGCUCUCGCUCAGCUGCAGAAUGGGUUGUGCAAGUUCAACAGCUGCUAAUACCACAAACCUCUAAUUUCUAUUCUUUACAUGAGCAGUAAUAUUAUUUUCUACUACGAGCCGAGUGCAUUUUGAUCAUAAAAUUAUAAUAAAGGGACAUUUAAAAGAAAA